Messenger RNA from Silurus meridionalis, 985 nucleotides. It is a transcript of the gene tssk6, whose product is annotated as testis-specific serine kinase 6. NCBI's taxonomy places the organism in Eukaryota, Metazoa, Chordata, Actinopteri, Siluriformes, Siluridae. Gene Ontology annotation, molecular function: protein serine/threonine kinase activity; ATP binding. Gene Ontology annotation, biological process: protein phosphorylation; intracellular signal transduction; cellular response to glucose starvation. The record is from RefSeq and is a predicted model, not a curated record.
AUGAACGGAAUAGAUAUUGGAGAAGUUAUUGGCUACACACUUAGCCAAACGCUAGGUCUAGGGGGUUACAGCAAGGUCAAGUGUGCCUACGACAAAGAGCUGAAGAUAAAUGUGGCCAUUAAGAUUACUGACAGGAGGAAAGUGUCCAGUAAUUUUUGGAAUAAAUUCCUGCCACGUGAACUGGAGAUCCAAGCCUCACUAAACCACCCACAUAUAACAAAGAUGUUCAAGACCAUUCAUAUAGAUGAACAAAAGCAUGUCAUAGUGAUGGAAUUGGCUUCACAGGGUGACCUGCAAAAACUUAUUAAAAUCAAUGGUAAGCUCUCCGAGGACCUCUCUAAAAAGCUGUUCCUCCAGCUCUCAGUUGCCGUCAAGUACCUUCACGACCAAAAUAUUGUUCACCGUGACCUGAAAUGUGAAAACCUGCUGCUGGAUCAUGACUUUAACUUGAAAGUUGCAGACUUUGGCUUCAGCAAAAGAUUGAGGUAUGUGGGUGGCAAGAUGGUGCUAAGUAACACGUUCUGUGGGUCUGCAGGAUACAUGUCACCAGAAAUACUGCAGAAAAUCUCUUACAACCCUAAAACAAGUGACGUGUGGAGCAUGGGUGUGGUGUUGUUCAACAUGCUGGUCGGCACCAUAGCGUUUGAUGACUCCAGCAUUACGAGGAUGGGAAAACAGAAACAGCACGUAAUCAACUUCCCUGUAGAUCUACAGGACAACUGCAAGAAUGUGUGCGACCUGAUCACCUGCAUGCUGAACCCCGAUCCAGACCAGAGGUUUGACAUUAACCAAGUAAUCCAACACCCAUGGGUGCAGGAACAGUUCAAACUAGAUCAAGGUUCCUUGAGAGAGUCGAGCAGCCCAUCCACAUCAGAAACCGGCACGGAGGAAGUUUAGCACAAGACCAAGGAAGUUCCAAAACCUACACCAAAAGCAUUACAGCAAGCUUUUCCAUUAACCCAAGAAAAAACUUAAUAAAAAGAUG